AUGAAAUUCUUAUCUUCGCUCGUCCUGCUGGUCUCCGCCGCUGUGGCCAACCCCAUUCUUCGUACUCGCGAUACCGAGAACUUCCAUCUCAAGACCACUGGCGCCAGCAACUCAGCACAUAACGACCUCUAUGUCUACGGCUACCACACCGGUGCUGGAUUAAACGAUGCUGUUCUCACCUCGGAUGUCGGUACCGCAAGCCCAGCCUUCCUGAACGGCACGAAUGUCCAAUUCAGUCUCGACACGCCUUUUCCUUGGGGACUGGUAAUGCGACCACAGAACAACUACGGCGCGUGGGAGCCGGUCGAGAUCAACACGGGAUAUGGUAGCGGUAGGUUCUCCAUCAAUGAGGACGGCUUGAAUUGGUCGGAACAGCAGGGAUUUGGCGGCUGGUUGGUCUGCGACUGGUACCACAAUGCGCCCCAGCUCUUCUAUCUAUUCAAGAACUCCAACAGGCAGCCUAUCAUUCCCUCCUCCUGCAGCACAGUUCAACUCGCCGUCGAGCCUGUUUCCUAA
This is a messenger RNA of Aspergillus bombycis, 516 nucleotides long. RefSeq lists its product as uncharacterized. The transcript is spliced from 3 exons. The coding region runs from base 1 to 516 and encodes 171 amino acids. Lineage: Eukaryota; Fungi; Ascomycota; Eurotiomycetes; Eurotiales; Aspergillaceae. The record is from RefSeq and is a predicted model, not a curated record.